UUUCUCAAUAAAUUGGAAAAAUUAUUUACUUUUUUUUUUUUUAUUUCAAAAUGAAAAUUUUUAUUUUAACCUUCAUUCUUGUUAUUAAUUUACAAGGAAUUUUUGGCCAUGGAAAAGUAACUGAUCCUGUGAAUAGAUUAAGUGCAUGGAGAAAGGGAUUUAAAACUCCUCCAAAUUAUACUGAUAAUCAGGGUUUCUGUGGUGGCAAAGAGAUUCAGCAUUCAAUAAAUAAUGGAAAUUGUGGAAUUUGUGGCGAUGAUUAUCGACUUUCUCGUCCAAGACCAACUGAAAAUGGAGGAACUUAUGGAACUGGAACAAUCGUAAAAACAUAUAAAUCAGGUGAAAUUAUUGACGUAGAAGUGAAUAUUUCUGCCGCUCACAAAGGAUACUUUAUAUUCAAUCUUUGUCCUUUGAAAUACGAUAAGGAACUAGAAGAGGAGGAAUGUUUUAUUCCUCUUAAAUUAGCUGAUGGCAAUAAAUCUUACGAUAUGGAAAAUAAAGGACCGGGAAUUAUUAACAUUAAAGUUAUUCUACCAAAUGGAUUAACAUGCAAACAUUGUGUAUUUCGUUGGGAAUAUAUAACGGGAAAUUCAUGGGGUAUAUGCAAUGAUGGUAAAGGACAAACUGGCUGUGGACCACAGGAAAAUUUUAAAUCCUGUUCGGAUAUUUCAAUUCAAUGAAUAUGAGCAAUUGCGAACAUAAACUGUAUUAUUUGUUGACAAUUAUUGUCGUUGUUAUAAUAUAUUUAUCAAUUAUUUCUAUAAUAAAAUUUGUUAUCCAAAAAAUA
Messenger RNA from Leptopilina boulardi, 787 nucleotides. RefSeq lists its product as uncharacterized. Lineage: Eukaryota; Metazoa; Arthropoda; Insecta; Hymenoptera; Figitidae. The transcript has 3 exons. The coding region runs from base 51 to 680 and encodes 209 amino acids. The record is from RefSeq and is a predicted model, not a curated record.